This is a messenger RNA of Neospora caninum, 2427 nucleotides long. RefSeq lists its product as hypothetical. NCBI's taxonomy places the organism in Eukaryota, Apicomplexa, Conoidasida, Eucoccidiorida, Sarcocystidae. The record is from RefSeq and is a predicted model, not a curated record. Gene Ontology annotation, cellular component: protein phosphatase 4 complex; cytoplasm; nucleus. The transcript is spliced from 7 exons. Bases 1 to 2427 code for a protein of 808 amino acids. Gene Ontology annotation, biological process: protein dephosphorylation. Gene Ontology annotation, molecular function: protein phosphatase regulator activity.
AUGCCAGCAGGAGCGCCGGCGCGCGGGACGUUUCCAGAACGUGGCGAAAGUGAGGCCGCUCCAUACACGGAAGACUUGAACCUUUCCGUGGAUGUCGGUCAGACGCCGUGCGAAACCUUCGGCGAACCGUUCCCUGCUCACUUUGCUUCCCUGCGCGAGCAAAUGCCCGCUGGAAACUCCCCUCCAGGCCGUGCGCUCUCGCAGCUUCGCCAGGAGAUGGAGCAGUUCGAGGGAGAAACGCGGAACUCAAGCAUCCCCGGGCAAAUGCGCCCGGGGGACCAGGGGGAAAACGAAACGACCGCACCGGCGGGACCAGCCAGAACACCGCCCGUCGACAAACGCGGCGCAGAGGCUACCAUCUACCGCCUUACUGUUCAGAGAAUCGUCGAUUUCGUCAACAUCUACUACUCAGUCAAGGUCUCAGUCGCUCCGUCUUUGGGUUCGAAAGACGCGAAAGCUGCUGCAGGGAGAGACGGCGAGAAAGGCGCAGAGGGGUCCUCGUUCGCCUCUCCGUCCGCGUCCUCGCCGGACAGCACUCCGAGAAGUUCGUCUGCCGCGCCACAGAACGGGAAGCCGCCGUGUGCCUGCCGCUGCGCAUGCUGCUCGAACAGCUCCGGCGCCGAGGGCGGGUUUGGACUGUCUCACGCGCACGCGCGGCAGAAAGGAGGCUCGAAACCUGUUGAGGUACCUCAGGAAGGCAUCGACGUACUGAAGGAAAUCGCGCGCACUGGGCAGUGCCGCUACCCGUGGAGCAUCGUCAAGAUGGUCAUCGCAGCGAAGAUGGAACACCUUUUCACGGACUUGGCCGAGAGCAGAGUGAAGCGGCGACUUGCCUUCGACUGGACGACUGCGAGGAAUCUCUGCUGCUACCAAGUCAUGCAACUCCGCAGACCCCCGGUGACUGUGCAGCGCCUCUGCGAAGUGCUUCUGCGACCAAUGUGUGCAAACACGGAAAAACUCUUCUUUGCGAUUCGAAAGCUUCUGCUCGUGCGAGGGUGCCUGUAUGAGCCGGUGGAGAUUCCCGCCUUCGUUCAACUGUCCUCCAUUCCCGGGCUUCGCUACGCAGAAAUGAAAGCGUCCGAUCUCGCAGCGCCGUCGUUCUGGGUGCGUAAUCCGCGGAUAGGUCUGUAUGCUCGGCGAGCGUGCGAGGGCGCUCGCGCGGCGAGUUCAGCGAGCGGGUGCCUGCGCGGCAACACGCCGAGCCACGAGGACGGCGCGAGUGCCGGGGACGCACUUGAGGCUUCGGGGCAUCGCCUGCCUGGCCGUUCAGACGCGCGAGUGGAGGGCGACGCAGCGCUCGACUCGAAGAACGCGACUGCGUGCUGUAGCUCCUGUUGCUGCUGUCGCGACUGGAUGGCGGACAUCGACGACGGCGAGCGGCCGUCGCCUUCGCGCGACGAGGCGAGGAGACCCUCGGAGAGGCCGAGCGACGGCGAGGGGAGUUCCUGGGAGCGGGGAGUCGAGGCGCUCUCGAACGUGCGUCGAGGGUCCAAAGACAGCGAACCUCACGAGGAGUCGGCGGACCCGUCGUCGCCCUCGUUUUCCCUGCAGGCGCAGACAGAGCAGUGCGAGGCCGAGGAAGGAGACAGAGAAGACGGAGACGAGAGAGCAGAGAGGAGUGGAGAGGAAGAGAUGGACGGAGAAGACGGUGGAGGCGAUGAACCUGCCAGGGGAAAUGCGGGCGCUGGGAGCGAAGGGCGCUCAGAUGCGAUCUGGACUCCGUCUGCCGAGGCGGCGCGGAGUCCGGAGACGCAGCUUUCGCUCGCCUCGGAGCGCCAAGGCGACGAGACGUCUUCGGUUCGAGGACCUGACGCGCAGGCAGCCUCGGAAGAGAGUGAGGAGGAGGGAGGCGCUGCGCGCGAAGAGACAGUGGGAGCGGAGUCGGAGGCCUCGGGAGAAGCAGAGACUCCGUGGGGCACGAAGAAACGAGACAGCUCUCUCGCCUUGGGCUCGGGUUCCCCUCAAGAAGCGCGCGACUACGAGAAGGGAAAGGAGAGCGGCAGCCAUUUGGAAGAAAACGCGUCGUCGGGAGGCGCAGAAGGGGGGGAAGGCCGAAACGAAGGCAAGGCGAAGAAGCAGAAGCUGAUUGAUGACGGAACUUGCGAAGACGCGGCGCAAGCGCUGUCUCACGUGAGCAUCAGAGACACCGUCUCUUCUCUCGCGGAGGGUUCAGUGGAGGGAGACCAUCCAGUUCCAUCGCGGGCAGAGGGAGAGAGCGAGUCCGACGCGCGCGAGGCGCCUGGAGCCGAGACUUUCGGCGAGGUGACUGUGGACGGAGAGGAUGGAUCUGCGUCGAGUUCCCUGUUGGAGAAGAAGAUGGCAGACGGCGCGUGCAUCUAUUCUUCGGACGCGGCAUACGCGGGAGGGGCUGUGGAAAGCCUAGUCAAGGAGACUGGAGAGACUCUUCUCAAGCUGUCUCCUGAGUAG